Molecule: messenger RNA, 1175 nt
Organism: Poecilia reticulata (guppy)
Lineage: Eukaryota; Metazoa; Chordata; Actinopteri; Cyprinodontiformes; Poeciliidae
Cellular component (GO): membrane
Source: RefSeq, a predicted model, not a curated record
CACUCCACUAAACCGAACACCCAUCACCACUUCCUCUUCUUAAUAUAGUCCUAAGAGGAAGAAGAGAAGUCGAGACAGCAAGAAGAGCACAGUUGACUUGAACCGACUUCAUUGCGUCUCGGUUCCUGUARAACACUGGACUUUACUCAUCUGUGGCUCCCAUCUGUUCAUCCAUCCACACAAACUCCUGCUCUUCUAGGCAAAACAAACAAUAUAUCAUCAUGAACGGUCCGCUGUGUUGUGCUGGAAUUCUGGCCGUGUUGCUGUUUAUCCCAUGGUCUUUGUGUGAAAGUACAGCAGAAACGGCAAACAAUCUUGUGGCUUCGACCACCGCCAAUGGCAUCUCAGAGAAUGAAACAAUAAGUGAAUCUACAAAUUCUAUGACAUCAGCCGAGGCCACUACCACCAUCAUCUCCACCACCACUCUGAGCACCCCUACCACCACCACCCCUACCACCACCACCACCACCACCACCACCACUGCCAAAACAUGGACAUUUUUUGAUCUAAUAGAGAAAAAACAUGCCAAGAAGAUAACAAUAAUCUGUGCAGUGCUGGUCUUAGUCUGCGCCAUCCUCCUGUUUUCUACCCUGGCACUUGCAUGCAAGGUGUGCCAGCUGAGAAGACGCCUCAAGACGACAGGCGGCAACUCCGAGUACAGGAUGGGAACGGACAAAGCCGAGUCACAGCCAGAAGCUAAAGAAAACUGUUUCCUGCUGACAGAGAACGGUCAAACGACUCAGGAGAGCGAAAACGGCGCCACCAAGGAGGACGGAGGGAAGGUCGAUGAGGUUAAGCAACAGGGAGACGAGAAGGAGGUGGGAGAAACUCAGAAGAGUGAGGAGGCCGCUACGGCUGCGGCAGCAGAGGAAAGCUCUCCUCCUUCAAAGCCGGCAGAGGAGACCGCCAGCUCGGAGCCCACCAAAGAUCCUCCGCCGCCUUCCUCCUCCUCCUCCGACAACACAGAGGAACCUAAAAAAGAUCCGUAGAGUUUUCUUCACGAGUUUCCAUUUCAACGCAACUUAGCAGUCGUUUUCAGCAGCUUCUUAGUUCCUUCAAGCUGAAGCGUUUAUGCAUGUAAUUGUAACCCACCAGAUUGUAUAUUUGUGGACGUGCACAUAUUUUAUGCUUGCAUAUUUUUUUGUCAUUUCCAAAUUAAAAUUUGACAAAAUGUG